CCUACACACGGUGGGAUAGUCUGGCUAUAUCCUCCAAACCGCUAUACUGAAGAACAGCUCCACGGACAUUGCACAGCAGAGCUGGGGCCCAUGUGCAGCAGCUUUAUUGCGCAGGAUGAGUUUGAUCAACUGGCCCAGCCUCUGGUUGAUAUCGACGGAGUUGAGCGGCAAGUGAUUCUUUUCAUAGACGGCGUUAUUGUGAAAAUCCAAAAGCCUGAUAGGGCUGGUGAUGCGUAUUACUGUGGGAGGCCGGGGAAAUGUUGCGACUCCAUCAACGUGCAGUACGUUGUAGAUCGAUUUGGCAGGGUAAGACACGUUAUAAGCGGAGUACCUGGAUCGACGCACGACAAAACAGCGGCCGAGUGGUCUCGAGAAUUGUUCGACUUCCUUGAUCAACUUCCAGAGGAGUAUGUUAUGCUUGGUGAUCCUGCCUACAGGAACCUGCACCGAUCUGUGCUGAUUACUUUUACUGGAAAUAAUCUUCGACAGGAACAACUAGAUUUUAACAACAGAUGCACUCGACUCCGUCAAAUAGUUGAGAGGUCUAUCGGAUGUACUGAACUGAUAUGGAGGAUCAAUCAGCUAAAAGAGAAUAGGUACGCUGCGAAAUAUGGCCCUGUUUUUCCAUCAAAAUGCACUGUAGCAACAUGCGUGUUACACAACCUUUACACCAAUUUCUUGGCUUGAACCAUAUGUGAAAGACAAAGACAAAAGUAAAAUAACUGAAAAUGAUUGCUUAUUCUUAGUAUCCCCAAUUUAGUAACUGAAAGAGAAGCCUACUUGGCUGUCCAAUCUGUGGCAUGUCACUACUUGUAAACAAAUCCUGAACCAAAAAUAUGAUGGAAUAGUCAUGGCUAGAACUGAAGAAACAAAAUAGUCUGUUAUCACACAACAAUUGUACCUCUCUGUUUUGUGGGUGUAGUAUAGAUCAAGCCACCACUAUAAAGAGCCAUCUAUAAAGUUA
Messenger RNA from Lineus longissimus, 964 nucleotides. RefSeq lists its product as uncharacterized. NCBI's taxonomy places the organism in Eukaryota, Metazoa, Nemertea, Pilidiophora, Heteronemertea, Lineidae. The transcript is spliced from 2 exons. The record is from RefSeq and is a predicted model, not a curated record. Bases 91 to 687 code for a protein of 198 amino acids.